Molecule: messenger RNA, 1608 nt
Organism: Musca domestica (house fly)
Lineage: Eukaryota; Metazoa; Arthropoda; Insecta; Diptera; Muscidae
Gene: Hen1
Product: small RNA 2'-O-methyltransferase
Exons: 4
Coding region: 174-1391 (405 amino acids)
Biological process (GO): piRNA processing; RNA methylation; siRNA processing
Cellular component (GO): cytoplasm; nucleus
Molecular function (GO): O-methyltransferase activity; RNA methyltransferase activity
Source: RefSeq, a predicted model, not a curated record
UCUCUCUCUCUCCUUCUCACAUUCAAGGUUCCCUAAUGUGAGCAGUUGCACUGAAUUUGUUAUUUGUUUCUUCUGUUUAGAAAGAAUUUCUUCAAUUUUCUUUUCACAUUGAAAUUCGUCUUCCUAGGAACUUGAUUUCCUUUGUGUAUUUAACAACAAAGAAAAGGGACGAUAUGUUCUCAUAUCGUUUGCCAAACGGUGGUCUAGUCACCAAGACCUACAUUACACCCGAAGGACAAAUCAAAUUUGAUCCACCCGUCUACGAGCAGCGAUAUUCAACUACAGUACGUAUCAUAGAGGAUCCAUGUUGGAAACAGCCCCUCAAAAAGAUUGUAGAUUUUGGUUGUGCUGAAGUACGUUUGUUGCAAUUGAUACGGAGAAUACCAUUUGUGGAACAUAUUUUAGAGGUUGACAUCGAUGCUGAUUUGUUGAAAAUCUAUCAACAACGGGCCAUACCCCUUAUAUCAGACUAUUUACAAAAACGCGAAAAUCCACUCAGAGUUGACAUUAUGGUGGGAAGUGUUACUGAUGCUGUUGAAGAAUUGUAUGAUGUUGAUGUGGUCAUAGCUUUAGAACUUAUAGAACAUCUACAUAAGGAGGAACUCGAUCUAGUUCCCGAGAAUAUAUUCGGUUUUGUACAGCCAAAAUUGGCAAUAUUUUCCACACCAAAUAGUGAAUUCAAUGUUCUAUUUGAUGGUUUGUUGGAGAAUGGAUUUCGUCAUCAUGAUCACAAAUUCGAAUGGACACGCGAGGAAUUUAAGAAAUGGGCUCAUGACAUUUGUAAAAAAUAUCCAAAUUACUCCGUUUCGUUUAUGGGCCUCGGCAAGCCACCAUCUAAGAAUCGUAAAUUGGGUCAUUCAACACAAAUGGCAAUUUUUGCCAGAAAUGAUAUGCUCGGCAGGCCAUUACACAACGAGGUAAUAAAGAAUCCACCGGUAAAUCCUGCAGCCAGUUAUAGAACAGUGUAUUCUGUGGAUUUCCCCUACAACAAAGAUGAACGCUCAAAGGAACAAAAAAUCAUAGAUGAAGCCCGCUACUAUAUAAGCCAAUCGCGACAUGUACCACGUUUUUUCAAUCGUGAACGUUGCAUUUAUCAACUUCCGUGGAAAAGUAUUAUGGAGUAUACAAUAAGUCUUGGCGGAACGGAAAAGGAAUUAUUUGACAUUCUAGAGGCGAAUGGUAUUAAGGUGGAGGGAGAUUUUAUUGUCUUGCCCGAAUAUGAUGACGACGAUUAUGAUGAUGAUCGGGGUGAUUAUGACGAGUGUGAUGAUGAUUAUUGGAGUACAACACAUCCUCCACGAAGUGAUGAGGAUUUAUCACAACUAACACUAGACUGCCAGCUCAAUACAAGUAAUACAAGUUAUGAGGCCGACGAAGAGAAUUGGGAUUAACUAGCAUUCAACAUUUAUGAUAAUUUAAUUAUAGUUUUUUUUUUCAACCCUCAUUGUAUCAUCGAAUAAUAGUUAUAGUUUAAGGUGGGAAGUUUUUUUCAAAAUUUUGUAUUUAGUGGGUAGAAUUAUUACUAUGUUCAUUGCCUAUAAGUUACUUUUAGUACUAUUUCUUUUAUUUUCUUUAAAUUAUGCAUUGAAUAAAAGAAUUAUACAUUUU